UCUCUCCUCUCUCUCUCUCUCUUCUCUUAAUCUUUUUCUGUAAAUACCCAAAAAAACAAAACCAAAACCUUCGCACUAACCUUCACACUUUCAACAAUGGGUCUCUUUGGAUUCUCUCUGUUUCCUCUCUGUUUUUUCUUCCUCAACAUUGCUCUGUUUUCGUCCCUCUGCUUUUGUGGUGACCCAACUGUUACCAAUGAACUUCACGUUUCUUAUAUAACCGUUUCUCCUCUGGGUGUUCCUCAAAAGGUUAUAGGUAUCAAUGGAAAAUUUCCAGGACCACUCCUCAAUGUUACAACCAAUAACCAUUUAUCUGUCAAUGUGUUCAAUGAAUUGGAUGAAGAUCUUCUCAUUACAUGGCCUGGUGUUCAAAUGCGGCGAAAUUCGUGGCAAGAUGGAGUUCUUGGAACAAAUUGUCCUAUUCCUUCUAAAUGGAAUUGGACUUAUCAGUUUCAAGUGAAGGAUCAAAUAGGGAGUUUCUUUUACUUCCCUUCAACUAAUUUCCAAAGAGCUGCUGGUGGAUUUGGUCCCUUAGUUAUCAACAAUAGAGAGGUGAUAUCAAUUCCUUUUGCUCAACCGGACGGAGAAAUUUCCAUCAUGAUCGGUGAUUGGUUUAUUAAGAAUCACACGGCGCUAAGAGCAACACUUGAUGCUGGAAAAGACCUUGGUAUACCAGAUGGUGUUCUUAUCAAUGGGAAGGGACCUUAUCAGUACAAUAAUACUCUUGUACCAAGUGGCAUAGCUUUUGAAACAAUUACCGUUGAACCAGGAAAGACUUACCGAAUUCGUGUAAACAAUGUGGGGAUUUCAACUAGUUUGAACUUUCGAAUUCAAAAUCACAAUCUAAUUCUUGUAGAAACAGAAGGGUUCUAUGCAAUUCAAACAAAUUUCACCAACUUUGAUAUCCAUGCUGGCCAGUCUUACUCUUUUCUGCUCUCGACCGACCAGAACGCGAGUACAGACUACUACAUCGUUGCUAGUGCUAGGUUUGUGAAUGAAUCGUUGUGGCAGAAGGUUACAGGUGUUGCAGUUUUGCACUAUUCAAAUUCCAAGGGUUCAGUAAGUGGUCCUCUUCCACCUCCACCAGAUGAUUUUUAUAACAAGGGGGCGUCGGUGUACCAAGCAAGAAGUGUCAGGCUAAACACAUCUGCCAGUGGAGCUCGUCCUAACCCUCAAGGAUCCUUUCGAUAUGGCACCAUCAAUAUAACUGACACUUAUAUCCUAAAGGUUACGCCACCAGUAACAAUCAAUGGCACUAAACGAGCUACCAUUAACGGAAUCUCAUUCCGUAAACCCGACGUUCCAUUCAGGCUUGCCGACAAACACGAUCUAAGAGGAAUCUAUAAGCUCGAUUUUCCUAGUAAGCCGAUGAACAGAACACCAGUCAUUGACAGAUCAAUGAUUAAUGCUACAUAUAAAGGAUUCAUUGAGAUUGUGUUGCAAAACAAUGACACUACAGUUCAAAAUUUUCAUCUGGACGGCUAUUCGUUUUUCGUCGUCGGGAUGGACUAUGGUGAAUGGUCAGAAAAUUCUAGAGGCAAUUACAACAAGUGGGAUGCGAUUUCUCGCAGCACAACUCAGGUUUUUCCUGGAGCAUGGACUGCAAUACUAGUAUCUCUCGACAAUGUCGGAACAUGGAACCUGCGAGCCGAAAACCUAGACAGGUGGUACCUAGGCCAAGAAACUUAUCUGAGGAUUGUCAAUCCCGAAGAAAACGGCGAGACAGAAACUAGCGAACCCUCUAAUGUUUUAUUUUGUGGUCCUCUCCAACAUUUACAAAAGUGGCAUCCACAUGCAUCGACUUCUGCGGCGGCUUCUACUUCAGGAUGCAGCUACCUCUUAGCAUUGAUCAUGGGACUUAUUGUUGUUAUUUUUCGCGUCUAACUAAGCUUCAAGUGGCAUUUUUUUUAGGACUACCAAGAAGUGUGAUUAGUAAUUUCUUGGUCUAAAGGAAGCAAACAUAUGGUUUUGAUUUUUUUUAGUUAUGUCAUACAAUUUGUAACACAUUUUUCUGGUUGUUUAUAUGUUAUUCAACAAAAUGUGAUUAAGGCUACUUGGAUUUGGUUAUUCUUAUUACAUGGUUAUAGAAUUGAGCUUCUUAGAUUA
Messenger RNA from Cicer arietinum (chickpea), 2106 nucleotides. RefSeq names its product monocopper oxidase-like protein SKS1. NCBI's taxonomy places the organism in Eukaryota, Viridiplantae, Streptophyta, Magnoliopsida, Fabales, Fabaceae. The record is from RefSeq and is a predicted model, not a curated record. Gene Ontology annotation, molecular function: copper ion binding; oxidoreductase activity. Gene Ontology annotation, cellular component: plasma membrane.